AUGGAGGUAAAAGAAACUGACUUGGGGAAGGAGGUAAAGGCGCCAAUGCUGCCAUGUGAUAUUAACUCUUUCCAAAAUGCAAAACGACGCCUCACAGCCAGCCAGUGCUUUGCAGUUCUCUCUGAUAAUUUGAUAAAGCAGAAAGUGACUGCAGAGACAAAGAUGUCAUUUCAGAUAAUAUUGGGUUCGGCGUCAAUGGCACGACGGAAAAUACUAGCGGAGAUGGGAUAUGAAUUCACAAUCCUGACUGCAGACAUAGACGAAAAAAGUAUAAGGAUGGAUAAGCCUGAGGAAUUGGUGAUGGUUUUAGCUGAGGCCAAAGCAGAUGCCAUAAUUUCAAGGCUUCAAAGUACAAGUCAGCCGGAUGAAGAUGCUCAUGCAACACUGUUGAUUACUGCGGACACAGUGGUGGUGUAUGAAGGGAUAAUAAGGGAAAAACCAUCCAGCAAGGAAGAAGCAUGGAAUUUUAUCAAAGGUUAUUUUCAUAUCAUACCAGAGGAGAUUAUUGAUAGCCUGAUAGAGGAGGGAAUUACACUCGAUGUCGCUGGGGGUUUGAUGCUGGAACAUCCACUGAUAUCUCCUUUUGUAGAAGCAGUGGUAGGGACGACUGACACUGUGAUGGGGCUACCUAAAGAACUCACAGAAAAACUCAUUCAUGAAGCACUCCAACUGCUGUAG
This is a messenger RNA of Prunus armeniaca (apricot), 678 nucleotides long. The record is from the annotation of a GenBank genome assembly. Lineage: Eukaryota; Viridiplantae; Streptophyta; Magnoliopsida; Rosales; Rosaceae.